AUGAUACUCACGAAGGUGGAGGGCCCUAAUGCGGCUGGCAACAAGGUUUACGUCUUUGGUGUGAACGACUAUCGCCUUGAGGUACCAGAGUGCUACAAUGUUCAACACUUUGUUGGGCGUGGCGCCUACGGCUUUGUGUGCAGCGCUGUGGACACGGUGACGAAUGAGCCAGUGGCGAUCAAGAAGGUGACGCACCUCUUCGACGAUGCCGUCGAUGCAAAGCGCGUCCUGCGAGAGGUGAAGCUGUUAGCCUAUCUCAAUCACCCGAACAUCCUCUCCCUCAAGGACCUCUUCAAGUCACCGGACCCGGUCGACACGUACAGCGAGCUCUACGUUGUGACCGACUUGAUGGAGUCGGACAUGGACGCCGUCCUGCGUUCCCCACGGAUCCGUCUCGCCGCCGGGCACGGACAGUACUUCACCCUUCAGUUGCUGUGCGCACUGCAAUAUAUUCACAGUGCGCAUGUGCUGCACCGAGACCUGAAGCCGGGAAACCUGCUGACAGACUCGGAGUGCAACCUUAAGCUGGGCGACUUUGGCCUCGCGCGCGGUAUCGGGCAUGACGACACCAUGACACAGUACGUGUUCACGCGGUGGUACCGGCCACCAGAGUUGCUGCUGGUGUGCAAGCACUGCAGCUACAGCGCUGACAUGUGGGCUGUGGGAUGCCUUGCGGCGGAGAUGUUCACCGGCAAGCCGCUCUUCCCUGGCAAGGACUACAUCAACCAGAUCAACCUCAUAGUGGAGUUAUUAGGCAUACCGGACCUUGCACGUGACCUACCGCCGAGCACGUCAAAGGAGGCGGUACACUACCUCUCCUCCCUGCCCCCUAGCAAGGGGAAGAAGCUCGAGGAGUACGCACCGGAGCUGCGGCAUCGCUUUGACGAGACCACCUUUUACGACAGCUUCGACACGGAGUUAGAGGAGGCGAUCGCUGCGGAUGGCGCCACCAUCGCCCGCCCUAAGCCACGCCCGCCGGAGGAGUACUACGCCGAGUUCGUCGACUUCAUCUUUGGACUGCUUCGUUACAACCCCGUGAAGCGGCGCACGGCGAAAGAGUCCAUAGCGCAUGCGUGGCUGUCGGACGUGCGCGGUCCACAGGAGACCAUUGGCGGCUGCGAGGCGGAGCGAAUAUACCGUUGGGAUGCCGACGGCACCGCUUUCACCAUCCCGCAACUUCGCCAACUGUUCAUAGAUGAGAUCGAAAAGUUUGCGUCAACCCGGCGCAACUGA
Messenger RNA from Leishmania mexicana MHOM/GT/2001/U1103, 1233 nucleotides. Its product is annotated as putative mitogen-activated protein kinase. The record is from RefSeq and is a predicted model, not a curated record. The transcript has a single exon. Gene Ontology annotation, cellular component: cytoplasm; nucleus. Bases 1 to 1233 code for a protein of 410 amino acids. NCBI's taxonomy places the organism in Eukaryota, Euglenozoa, Kinetoplastea, Trypanosomatida, Trypanosomatidae. Gene Ontology annotation, molecular function: MAP kinase activity; ATP binding. Gene Ontology annotation, biological process: intracellular signal transduction; protein phosphorylation.